AUGGCUUGGAAAAGUGUCAAAAAUCUGUUUUCGCUUGACACAACCUCCAACAAUGCAUCACACAACAAAAAGAAUGCCAAUGCGUCGUCGCGUAUUGUUCCACGUCCCACCCUUUCGACAGUGACUGAUUCGACAAGCAAACCCCCAAGCUCGAGUUCAUCACGGACCCAUUUUGCAAAUGAUAUUCAUCAACAGCUACGUAACGCCAGCGAACUUCUAUACCUUCAUCUACCGGAGGACGUGAAGUCCGUGUUGGACAAACUGAGAACACUUCAGAACGCCGAGAAAUCUUUGAUAUUUGACCAAAAGAUGGAAAAUGGGGAAUGGCAGUCAUCGCCGAAAGACGAAGACGGCGAUCAUCUCGGCAAAUGUUUUGAUGCACAGCAUAAUUUGUCAUCUCGUCCCUCUUCCUCAAUUAUCCAAGGAGAACAUAACGAAGAAAAUAUGUCAAAUAUGGUCUCCUCCCCAACCACACUUUCUGUUAUACUGGAAACGGUUGAGAAUCCUCAUGAUCAACAACGUAGAAAUUCCCAUUAUUCCACCCGCAGUCGUAUUUCCACCUCCACCUUUCACUCGGACCUCUCUACUUCAUCGUCAAAAAAUUCUUCAUUGCUUAAAGUUCUGAGUGCUUCCACACUUUUAACCACUGUGAUCGGGUCAAUCAUGUCGAUGCACAAUGAUGCGCUUAUGAACAGUUUCACGGAAUCCUCGACGUUAGAUAGUUAUCACUCGUUACAUGAGAAAAUAUCGAACGAGGCGGACGCGAUGUUGAGGUACGUUAGAAAAAUAACCACACAGGGCAAAACUGAAGAAUUGUCGGUGUAUGGCCAGGCUAUAUACGAUAAGUUAGUUGUGCACUCCGGUCGUCUCGUGGAUUCUCUUGAUUCACUUGUAAAUUUUGUCAAUGCGCAUCUGCCCGUACUCCGCGAAGAACGUGAGUCCUUUUUCAAUUGCUUUUUAAUUUUUGAUAUUGCCUCGUCAAAUAUUUCUAAGAUUGUAAAAUUAAAAAAAUCAACCUCGGCAGUAACUUCGAUGAAAUCACAGGAAAAUGUUCUAUUGACAGCCGAAGAACAAGCUUAUCAAAAUUCGAAGAGCAAAAAGUCAAAAAAUAGUCCUCCUGACGAUUCUGAUUAUUCUGGGCGUAGCAGUUUGACAUCUGAACGCGGGCGAUCAUUGUUUUCGUACCAUCAAACAAGCGCCGAAGUUUCAAGGCACAACAGGCAAAUGAGAAACAAGAGUAGAGAUUCAAGUAGCGUCGGUUCACUCGCAUCAAACACUUCUGCUGCCACAGCACCAAUGAUGUAUACCAGGACCAGAAAAAUAGCAUUCUCCGAAGGCUCGUCGUCGCACACAAGCCUCAACUCUAACGUCUUUUAUACCGAUAUUUCCUCUCCAAGCACACCAAGCAGUUUCUGUUCCUUGAACUACCGAGUUCACGGCGGCCACCUGCCUCCUAACCAUGAGCCCUUGUCACCCACAUUAUCUAGUCCGAGUAAAAAUUCAAAAUUUAGAGAACAAAUUGACGAUUCGCCAUCAAGGAUGUUGAUCGACUUGAUUCAUCCCCUCUCUUUGUAUUCUCAUAAAAUUUCAAAGUCAUCAACAUCAUUGGAAGCUCGGCCGGCGAAGAGUAGGGAAUCCGAGGAGAAAGAUGAUGAAAACAAUUCUCCAUCUACCUCGAGAUCUCGAAAAAACUCCCAUUCUAAAAUCAAAUCUUAUUUUUUGAAACACAUCAGUUCUCUGUCUCCGGUCACUUCGAAAGGUAAAAAAACAAGCUAUUGGCCGGUGACCGAAGAUUUGAUGACGCUCGAGUCUAACGGCACAGGUUCAAGGGCGACGGAUUCGGAUAAGUACGCGCAAGCAUUGCUUAGAGCGACGUCAUUGUCGGGAAGGCAGCCCAAGUUUCAUAAAAAUAAUAGCGACACAGAUUUGAAGAGUCUGCAGAUGAUGUGGGCGGAGAGAGAUCGCCUAAAUUCAGAUGAAAAAUUGUGCGAGGAUACCGGAGAGAUGGUAGCAUCAUCGGCUGCGGAGGUCAGUGACGCGAAUAAUCUUAGGGAACAAUUGUUCAGGAAGAUCGUUACCAAGAAGAGUUCGACGAACUUGAGCGUCAAGAAAAAAUCCAGCCUAGGAAGUAUGAUAAAGAUCUCGAAUGUAUUCACACGCCUGCACGAGCAAGGACACAGUAGCUCCGUUUCUCUGGAUAUUAGCAGUCACACUAAUAAUGCUACGUGCACCCAAGAGGGAACGUUGACAGAUAACGUCGACGGAAGAGUGCUGACCGUUAUUGACCGGUGGAUUACCCUCCAACCUCAGAAUUUUCAAAUCGAACCCGAAUUACGCAACCAAUUACAAGAAUUUUUGACCGAUGGAGUCUCGAACGCUGGUUUCCAAACUGAUGCUGAAAGAAUGCAAAAAAUCUUGUCGGACAUUCCGAGCCUCCCCUCCCCCUCACCUUCAGAGCACUUGGUUCAACCAAAGGUUUCCAACGAAAACUUCCAAAAAUCCCUCUCGCCGAAAAAACCUCCAACGCUUUAUGACUCGUCGCCACUAUUGGAAUUUAAUGCAAAAGACAUCGCCAUGUAUUUGACGCUAAUGGACUUCGACGCAUUAAAAUCAAUCACUUUCUUUGACUUUAUAACCGUGUGGUGGCGUAAGAGGCAAGCUUUUGAGACUGGUGGAAGUCCGAAUGCUGCGCUGCAAGAUCGGCAAUUCGGAUUAGAGGAAAACAGAUUGGAUGCUUUUACGAGGCGGUCUAACAUGUUAGGUCAUUGGAUAGAACAUGAGAUAUGUAGUUUAAGAACGGUCAAAGCAAGACGCACAAUACUCCAAAAAUUUAUUGAUACUGCAAAGUAUUGUCUCGAGUGGAACAAUUUUCACACUGCGAUGUUCAUCGCCUUGGCCUUGAAUUCACGACCAGUGCGUCGUCUCGAAAAAACUUGGGAGACACUGUCUCAUCAGGCGUUUUUGAACCUUCAGAGCAUAGAAGAGCUCAUUGAUUCCUCUGGAAAUAUGCGAAGAUAUAGAAACGCAUUGGCACAGGCCACGCCACCGAUAGUUCCAUUUUUCGGUAAGAUGAACAUCGACUUUAUUCAAAGAAAUAAUACAUUCCUUCCGGCCGGGCAUCAACGAGAAAAACAAUUCCGAAUACCAUCAACACCAACAGCCCCGGUCCCCGAAUACAAUCCCGAAUCUCGUGAAUUACCAAUGCCCGCAUCUGAUCCACAUUCAAAUAUAUCUAACGCUUCACCCGAAGAACAUCAACAACCAUUGAUUAAUUUCGAGAAAUUCCUGCUACUGAAAAAAAAUGUUUAUAAUAUCACAAGAUUCACUUCUAAAUCUUACCCAUUCGAAAAUCAGCUAUCUUCACAUUCACUUAACCAACAACAUAUAUCACAAGCAUUAAAUUCACCUAAUUUAAACGAUUCUCUCUCAUCGCCGCCGCAAAUGAACAUUGACAAUAAUAUAAUUCAUAACAAUAGUGAUUCCAACACCGGUGAUUUAACAGCACCACUAGAUUACAUCGGGAAAGUUAUAGAGAAUCGACUAUUUGAGGCAGCAGGGGCAAUGUUCGGUGGUAAUGUGGCAUCAAUCGCAAUGUCGGAUGGAGGCGAAUUAGAGGCCGAAUUAAUGGCAUUGUCACUAGAAGCCGAACCAAUAGCACAACAAUCUUAA
Molecule: messenger RNA, 3669 nt
Organism: Acaulospora colombiana
Lineage: Eukaryota; Fungi; Glomeromycota; Glomeromycetes; Diversisporales; Acaulosporaceae
Source: the annotation of a GenBank genome assembly